AUGGAGGUAAUGGAAGAAGGAAAUCUUAUGGACCGAGUUCCUAUAUUGUUGCAGCGUGAUUUGCAAUAUUAUCAGACGCAUCAAAGCGUUCUUCAAGAACCUAUUUGUCCUGGAGUUGUUGGUGGUAAAUUAGAUUUUCCAAGAUUUGCAUCUUUCGCAGCUAUUAAAAUGGUGUUAUGGUGGGAAGAUGAAUAUUAUGCUUCAUAUCGAAAAUAUUCCGGUCUUUUGCAUACAGAAAAAGAACUUGAUAACCAUGACCCUACUUCCGUGACCGUUAAGAAUUCUGAUCCAGAAAAAUUUGUGAGCCUGGUAACAAAAUCUGCUGAUUUACUGUUGGAACAUUUACAUGUCCUAUCACAAGAAUCAUUGGAUCAUGCUGAUUUAUCAGUAUUAACAGCUACGAUUGGUGCAUCGGCAUUAAUUAGAAAUUGUUUGGACAUAUAUUUGCAAGUAUCUACAACUAAAUAUUGUCCGCCAAAGGGAGAUGAGAAAGGUGGUGCAUUAAAGCUGACAUUAAAGCAAUACUCGCAAAUGUCAGAAGCACUCGCAGAACGCUUAUUGGAUUUACACUGCCGCCUCUUGUUGCUUUAUAUUGUGCAAGAUGCAGAUUGUUUAAACUGGGAGGACACGGAACCAUUUUUCGAAUCGGAACGUGGCUCUUAUACGGUGCAAAUGUGGUGGCAUUAUAUGCGGGGCACAAAUGAUGAUUUAUGGAAUUCCGUGCCACCAAAAAUGGCGCAACGCAUAUUUGCGGGCAUGUUGAAUGAAACUUUAAGUAUCCUCACUAUAAGGUAUUCGCAAAUUGUGACCAGUAAUGCCAGAGCGCAAUUGCAUUUGGUAGACAUAACAAAUUUAUUGUUUUGUGUUGCUGAAUUAUUACCACAUAUAUGUGAAAGUGGUGAGGCUUAUGUGGGACUUCAGUUAACAAACCAAAGUGUCAUCAUCCGUGAUAUACAUGCGAAAUGUAGAGAACUUUUUUACUGCCUGCUUCUACGCGGUGCGCCACUUGGAGUGCUCUCAAAGGUUUUCCGUAAGGGUCUAGAAAAUAUGGAAAUGUUUUCUUCACGGCAAGGUUUACCAAGUGCUUGGAUAAUCUUUGCUUUACCACGAUUUUUUCCGAAAGAUCAAUCAUGUCAAUGGGUAUCAGACUUUUCGGACUUAAAUACCAAUACCGCAAUUUCUCUGGAAUUAAAAGUGCUACUUUCUUUUCCUGAAGCAGAUUGGUCAUUUUUAGUAAAGGUUUUAUUAAUGCGGGAUGCAAAUUUAACAGGAAUUAUUUUACGGCAUUUAUUAAAAUAUCUGCCAGCAUCAGAAAAUUUUAAAAAUGUAGCUAAACAUUCUUUUACUGAGCAUGGAAGUGAACCGCAAAAAUGUAAGGCAUUUUUAUGCCGUAGUGAAUGUUUUAAUGUAUCUGAUCUGAUUGGUGAUGAUUUGGAUCCAGUCGGUCAAUCGAACUAUCAAAUUGUUUUAUCGUUAACAUAUAUAUUGAUCGCAGUGGGUAAGGCUCUUGAUAUAAAAGCUUGUCUAGUUAAGGUAUUGGAAGAAAUUGCUUCAAGUGGUUGGAGUGACUGCUUAGAUAAACGUCAAGUUUGGAAUCAAAAGCGUCCACCUUGGUUAGAAGCUAUUAUGCAUUUUGUAUAUCCGGUAUUGGACUGUGUAGUUGAUAUGUUAAUAAAUGCCGUUGAAGCAGGUGCAAGCAUGUAUCAGGCAAUGUCUUUAGCACUUACUUGUGUUUCCGAAAUGUGGGACUGUAUACCAGAGGGUCUUUACAAAAUCACAUCAUUAUUACAAGAUAUAAUACCAGUUUCUACAAAACCACUAGGUGAUUCUGUGUUAUUACAAUCAGUAUUUGCUGCUUUGUAUACAGAGCUUAUCAAAUCUGCAGAAUCAUAUGAAAAGGAGAAAAACGAUGCAAAAUCAUCGAUUUGUUACUCACUUUCUGAAGCUAUUUCUUUGCCAACCUAUUUAGCUUCACUCGCUACAGAUGUCUCUUCAGCGAAUUCUUUGUCAUCUAUAUUUACACUGCUCGCCACAAUAGCCUCACACAGCUUUACCUGCAACUCCACCUUAGUACCACCUGUGAGUCCGAAAUACACACCACCAAUUGAAUUCGUGGAUGAAGCUGCUUUAAGUCCUCCCGAUGGUUACAAGGACAAUGGGCUGAAAAACACUUUAGGUGGGGUUUUGAGCAGUCAUAUUUUUGGUGCGCAGCACAUUCAACAACUGCAAGUAAUCCAACGUUUACAGCAGCAGCGUGCUGUAAUGUUUGCUGCUCGAAGUACAAAUCAAAUAUCUUCAUCAUCUGCUGUAUUAACUAGUCACCAAAGUCGAAACGCAGAUAAUACCUCACCGCCUAGUAAUGUCGCAAUGGGAGCUAUCCAAAAACCGCAACAGCACUCCCCUGAUGCAAAUUCACAGGGAAUUUGCACAGAAUGCGCAGAAUGUGCUGAAUGUGCCGCCAAGCAAUUGCAAAGUACAGGGUGGAUAGUUGCAGGCAAAGCAGAAGAAUGUUUAGCGCCUAGUCAUAAAAUAAAUAAUAUGCUGAUCAAUCACAACCAUUACGAGAAUGAAAACUUGAGUCAAUUGGUUGAAAAAUUCUGGAAAAUAGAACUAAAUCAAAUUUUUUUAACCGAAAAAGAAGAGGAAUGCGAGAAAAUUUUCCAUGAAUCAAUUUGCAGAGAUACAUCUGGCCGAUUUAUUACGAAAAUUCCAUUAAAAACAACAGUGAGUGAUUUGGGUGGUUCCUAUAAUGCUUCUAAACAACGGUUGCUGUCACUAGAGCGUAGGCUGAGUAGAGAUCGCUCUACACGAGACGCUAACAACGUAUUUAUGGAUGAGUACCACUCUUUAAGUCACAUGACGAUCGUUGAAGAAGCUGAUAUGGAUAAGAUAAAAUAUUUUGCACCGCAUCAGUAUGUGCUACGACCAGACUCCACGAGUACGAAACUUCGAGUUGUGUUCGAUUGUAGCUGUAAAACUUAA
Teleopsis dalmanni is the source of this 2982-nucleotide messenger RNA. RefSeq lists its product as uncharacterized. The transcript is spliced from 15 exons. The record is from RefSeq and is a predicted model, not a curated record. The coding region runs from base 1 to 2982 and encodes 993 amino acids. NCBI's taxonomy places the organism in Eukaryota, Metazoa, Arthropoda, Insecta, Diptera, Diopsidae.